GUUGGCUAUGUAUUUGAAUUCUCUCUAACCAAAUUUACAAUUUCUGAAUUAAGUUGCUGCAUAUUUUUCUAAAUAGAAAAGAGUUUUUUAAUUAUCAAAUCGUGUGCUGGUCUUUUGCGGCGCCAAUAUCAUAAAAAAUGGCUGAUUUAGACGAAAUGUUUAGCGUCUUUGACGAAGAUGCCGAAGCAGCGGGGGCUAAAACUACUGACGCAGCUCUGAUUGAUGUGGAGAAAGUGCAUAUCAGCAAGAGGGCUUUUGGAGAUGAAGGCAGUUCAGCUUCGACCGACCAUUCUGCGAAAAAACCAAAAUCUGACCUGGAAGCCCCAGAAAUUGAAGACACGAAAUGGGCGGAUAUGAUUCCUCGCAUGAGGGUUCACACCGUAGAAACCCUCGAAGCUUGCACACACGAAGUUGCCAUCCCACCAAACAUGAAAUACGAGCCUCUGAAACCACCAAUUGGAAAGCCGGCCAGAGAAUACCCUUUCACGCUUGACCCUUUCCAGAAAGAAGCCAUUCUUUGCCUGGACAAUGACCAGUCUGUCCUGGUUUCUGCUCACACUUCUGCUGGAAAAACUGUUGUGGCUGAGUACAGCAUUGCAAAGUCACUCCAGAACAACCAGCGGGUCAUCUACACAACUCCAAUCAAAGCUCUGAGCAACCAGAAGUACAGGGAAUUCCACGAGGAGUUCAAGGAUGUCGGUCUGAUCACGGGAGACGUGACUAUCAACCCAACUGCUAGCUGUUUGAUCAUGACCACAGAGAUUCUGCGGAGUAUGUUGUAUAGAGGUUCCGAAGUGUCCAGGGAAGUCGGCUGGGUAAUAUUCGACGAAAUCCAUUACAUGAGAGACAAAGAGCGAGGCGUCGUGUGGGAGGAGACCCUGAUCCUCCUGGCCGACAACGUCAGAUUCGUCUUCUUGUCCGCCACCAUUCCUAACGCCCGGCAAUUCGCCGAGUGGGUUGCCUACCUGCACAAACAGCCGUGCCAUGUCGUCUACACCGACUACCGACCCACUCCGCUUCAGCAUUUCAUCUAUCCCGCUGGCGGAGACGGAAUCCACUUGGUCGUCAGCGAAAAUGGUCAAUUCCGCGAAGACAAUUUCAACGCUGCGAUGGUGGUUCUGCAGAACGCGGGCGACGCGUCCAAAGGAGACCGAAAUAUGAAGGGCAGAAAGGGUGGACAGCAAGGGGAAAGCAACUGCUUCCGCCUCGUCAAGAUGAUCAUGGAACGCAGCUAUGCUCCGGUCAUUGUCUUCAGCUUCAGCAAAAAGGAAUGUGAGGCAUACGCUUUGCAAAUGUCUCGACUCGACUUCAAUACAGUCGAUGAGAAAUUGGCCGUUGACGAAGUGUUCAACAACGCUAUGGACGUCCUUUCUGAGGAGGACAAAAACCUGCCGCAAGUACAAAACGUGCUGCCACUCCUGCGUCGUGGAAUCGGCAUCCAUCACGGUGGCCUUCUCCCAAUCCUGAAGGAGUGUAUCGAGAUCCUAUUCUCUAUCGGUCUGAUCAAGGCCUUGUUCGCAACUGAAACGUUCGCCAUGGGCCUGAACAUGCCCGCUAGAACUGUGCUCUUCAGCGGAUUGAGGAAAUUCGACGGCAGGGACAUGAGGUUCAUCACUUCUGGAGAGUAUAUUCAGAUGUCAGGGCGCGCAGGUCGUCGUGGUCUCGACGAAAAGGGAAUCGUCAUUCUCAUCAUGGAUGAGAAAGUGAGCGGCGCGGAGGCAAAGGAGGUGUUGCAAGGCAGAGCGGACCCCAUCAACUCUGCCUUCCAUCUCACCUACAACAUGGUGCUCAAUCUGCUGCGCGUGGAGGAAAUCAAUCCCGAAUACAUGCUGGAGCGAAGUUUCUACCAGUUCCAGAAUCAAUCAUCCAUUCCGCACAUAAUAGAAAAGGUGAAAACUUGUGACGAGACUUUGAAAGAAAUUGAAAUUCCUCGCGAGUCGGAGAUUUCGUCUUAUUACAAGCUUCGUGAGCAUCUGAACCAAAUGGGAGAGCAGUUCCAGAAGUAUUUGACAGAGCCAAAGUACAUCGUGCCAUUUUUGCAGCCUGGCAGACUUGUCAAGAUUAAAAACAGACAGCAUGAGUUUGAUUGGGGAGUGGUUGUAAACUUCUCGAGAAAAAGAGUAGAAGACAAGCGCAAGAAAGCCGCAAACCCUCUCAAUGAGCCUGAUUACGAGGUUGAUGUGCUGCUUCACGUGGAGAAACCACCCGUGUCUGCAAGCGACGAGCCGAUCCCUGCCAAGGAAGGAACAGUCGGCCAUAUGGAAGUCGUUCCUGUUCUGCUGUGCGUCAUUCAGAAAAUCAGCUCGGUCAGACUCAAGCUUUCCAAAAAUCUCAAGAACUCGGCAAGCCGGAAUGACAUUCUCAAAGAUAUAGAGAAGGUGAAAACUGAGUUUUCUAAUGGAGUUCCUCUUCUGGAUGCAAUCAAAGACAUGAAGAUUAAAGAUGAAGCCUUCAACAAGCUGGUUAACAACAUUGAAAUGUUUGAGAAGAGGCUCUUUGAACACCCGUUGAACAAGGAUCCUGAGCUGGAGAUUUUGUACAACAAAUAUUUGGAAAAGAUCAAGGCUGAAGAAGAAUUCAAGGUAGCAAAGAAGGAACUGAAGGCUGCCAAGUCACUGCUGCAGAUGGAAGAGCUCAAGUGCAGGAAAAGGGUGCUGAGGCGUCUCGAGUACUGCAAUGCUGCCGAUGUCAUUGAACUGAAGGGCAGAGUCGCUUGCGAACUGAGCAGUGCUGAUGAGCUUCUUCUAACGGAAAUGAUUUUCCACGGAAUGUUUGGGGAACUGACGCCUCCUCAGUGCGUUGCCCUGCUCAGCUGCUUCGUGUGCGAUGAAAAAAGCAAUGAGUCCUCGCAGAUGGCGGAAGAGCUGACUGGUCCGCUUAGAAAAAUGCAGGAACUGGCCAAAAGAAUAGCCUUGGUGUCCAAGGAAGCCAAAUUGGACAUAGACGAAGAGCAAUAUGUCGAGCAGUUCAAACCAUACCUUAUGGACGUCACUUUGGCCUGGUGCAAAGGAGCGUCCUUUGCGCAGAUCUGCAAGAUGACCGACAUUUUCGAAGGAAGCAUCAUUCGAUGCAUGAGACGCCUCGAGGAAGCCCUUCGACAGUGUGUGCAGGCUGCUAAGACCAUUGGCAAUGCAGAAUUAGAGGCAAAAUUCACUGAAGGCAUUCGGUUACUCAAGAGAGACAUUGUGUUCGCUGCAAGUUUGUACUUGUAAAUCGUUAUCAUAUUAAUUUCUAGGAAGAAAUAAAGUUUCCUGCAGUUUUUCAUAA
Molecule: messenger RNA, 3267 nt
Organism: Cloeon dipterum
Lineage: Eukaryota; Metazoa; Arthropoda; Insecta; Ephemeroptera; Baetidae
Gene: Mtr4
Product: exosome RNA helicase Mtr4
Exons: 15
Coding region: 138-3212 (1024 amino acids)
Biological process (GO): maturation of 5.8S rRNA; RNA catabolic process
Cellular component (GO): nucleus
Molecular function (GO): RNA binding; ATP binding; RNA helicase activity
Source: RefSeq, a predicted model, not a curated record